Molecule: messenger RNA, 821 nt
Organism: Struthio camelus australis
Lineage: Eukaryota; Metazoa; Chordata; Aves; Struthioniformes; Struthionidae
Source: RefSeq, a predicted model, not a curated record
ACUGAUUCUGAGUCACUUGUUAGACUUCUGAGCAAAUAUAUAUUUCACUUACAAAGUAAAUGUUAUUUGGUCAUGAUUUUAACAUUCCCUGAAGUUUUCUUCUUUAGAAGAUCUUAGGUCGAUGGCAAAGCUUUUUUUUGUCACCACCUUCCACUCCGUUUUCUCCAACCAUGAAGUAUUUUACUUGAGAAGCCAAGCUAGGAAUAGUUCUAUGAUGUUAAAAGCAACCCAACUAAAUGAUGGGUUUAUAUACUCAUUUCAUUUUUGAAAACAAAUGCUUAGAUAUGUCUUCCAGUUUUUUCUUUUGUUUUGUUUAGACAGAGAGCUGUUUACUAUUCCUACUUGCCUAUUGCUGUUUUCUCUUCAUGUGUUUUUUGUCACUUCCAACAAUCCAAUAUAAAGGUCUCUUUUUUUCUUUUUUUCUUUAAACCAUUGGAAUUACUAUAAUUUUAGUUUAUUGGAUAAAACAUAAGCAAUGUUCUCUUGGCUUACUGACUCAAUGUUUAAUGUUGUAUAACUUUCAACGUGGUCUCUGUUUGACUUUUUCCUGCAGAAGUUCACCUGUGGAAAGCGUACCUGUUGUUAGUACAGUGAUCACUCUUCCACAUGUGAUUGUAGAGAGCAUUCCCCUCCAUAUUAAUGCAGAUCUUCCGUCAUUUGGUCGAGUCCGAGAAUCCCUCCCUGUCAGAUAUCACCUGCAAAAUAAAACCAAUUUAGUCCAGGAUGUGGAGGUGUCAGUGGAACCCAGUGAUGCCUUCAUGUUCUCUGGCCUUAAGCAGGUACAAAAAUGUCACAUCUACAGAUCCUGUUGCCUUAACUGA